Messenger RNA from Candidula unifasciata, 590 nucleotides. NCBI's taxonomy places the organism in Eukaryota, Metazoa, Mollusca, Gastropoda, Stylommatophora, Geomitridae. The record is from the annotation of a GenBank genome assembly.
AUGGCAGACCUCACACCACCACCACUCAUAAGGCCAGAUUUGAUUCAAGGAAAAUACGGUUCUGCAUCCAAUUUGGCCUUUAAUGAAAGGAUAAAACUUCUCAUGAAACAGGGUCACACAAUCUACCACUUUGGAUUUGGACAAGCCCCAUUUCCGGUGCUGGAAGUUGCAGUGGAAGCUCUCAAGAAACAUGCCAAGGAAAGUGCCUACCUGGCAGUACAAGGUAUCCCAGAGCUUCGUCAAGGGAUCUGUAAUUUCCACAAACAUUAUGAUGGCAUAACCUUUGACUCUGAAAACAUCAUAGUCGGUCCUGGCAGCAAAGAGUUAAUAUUCCUUCUUAUGUUAAUUUUUAAUGGAGAUAUAUUACUGAACUCACCCUCCUGGACAUCAUAUAAAGCUCAAGCCAUCCUUACAGGGCACACCCCCUUCAUCAUUGACAGUCGAGAGAAGGAUGACUGGCGAAUCACCCCUGAAGGUCUUGAAAGGGUGAUGCAAGAGAACAGUUUGAGUCAUCAUAAACUUCUUAUCAUGGCCAAUCCUUGCAAUCCUACUGGUACAAACUACACGGAAGAACACUUGAGAAAACUAAC